AUCCUGGCAUCGUUCUGUUCGACCUGGCCAAAAAUCACCCAGGGGCGCAGACUCAGCUCGGGGCACCUAGCCCGUCAAAAUACGCAUGCGCGUGCGGGCAAUGCUAUAUAGUAUGGGAGGUGAUUCGUGCCAAAAUUCGACGAUGUGACGAACCCGUUUUGUUCGUCUGGAGGAGGCGUGUCUCGUCGAGCGGAGGCGCGUUUUUACGAGUGGAGUGGCGUGUCUCGUCGAGAGGAGGCAAGUUUUUUUUCAAGUGGAGAGGCGUGCCAAGUUGAGAGGAGGAAGGAGGCGAGUUUCUUCGUGUGGAGAGGCGUAUCUCCACAGUCGGGUUCCCAGAACCGCCUCCGGUCAAAGGGCAAGGACGGCGUUAAUAAGAAUAACUUCCUAGGAUGGCUAUUCAUACACGGCUAGUAUGGCUGACCUUCAAGACCGCGCACCGCGCUCUCAAGAAGCUGCUGCUGCAGCUGACAGGUCGCACUCACCAGCUGCUCUAGGUCUGACAUCCGGGCUCUCACGACGUGUGUCCAGCGCCGCAUAAACCGCGCCCCUCCCGCUGAACGAGACUCGCCUUCUCCACACUUUCGCGCUCCUCUCCACUUCAAAAAACUUGCCUCCUCCUCUCGACGAGACACGCCACUCCACUCGUAAAAACGCGCCUCCGCUCGACGAGACACGCCUCUCCACUCGUAAAAACGCGCCUCCGCUCGACGAAUCACGCCUCCUCCAGACGAACAAAACGGGUUCGUCACAUCGUCGAAUUUUGGCACGAAUCACCUCCCAUAAUAUAGCACAUCUCACGUUUGAAAAGCGCGGUUUUUGUUCAAAGCAAAGCUAGCUAGCUGAAGAGGAGAGCAGAAUAAUGAGUAGUUACCGCAACAGGAAUGAUCAAGUUCUGGCUGAGCUUCUGUCACAUAUACCAGAAGGCCCUUCUGGCUAUCUAGAUAUUGAUGCUCUGCCUUUCCUGUACCGAGUCCUCCACCAACUAGCCUCUCGCUGGAACUCUCUCUCCCUACAACUGAGUGUCAGUGGCCAGGAUGAGAUCCAACGCAAUGCCCGCAGUGCUGACAUUUGUCUGGCAGUGAGUCUGGUGGAGUGGCUACAGAGUGGCCAGGCCACCUGGAAAGCUCUGGUGGAGGCUGUCUUCAGACCUGCUGGUGGGGGACACCAGGUCCUGGCCAGAGACAUUGCAAGGAACUAUAGAAGUCUCUGUGUGUUCAAGCCAAACUGUUUUGCUGCUACUGUCGCACCUAUUGAGAUUUUCUUAGGAAUAUCAUCAGUGUCAUCAGAAGAGUCGGUGAGACUCAUACAGAAGAUGCUCAACAACUCUGUGGCUGCUCGCUGGUACCAGAUGGGUGUGGUAAUGGGGGUGCCCCCCUCUGAUCUGGAGAUAAUCAGAGAGAGUCCCGAGUACCACGGGGCAGGGGAGAGAGAAGCUGGCAUGUUCAAGGCCUGGCUGGAGAGAGGUUCUCUGCCCAGGACCUGGCAGGUGUUGGUGGAUGCAGUAGAGGACAGAGCUGGUGGCAAUCACAAAGUUUUGGCAAAAAAGAUUUCCAGUUCUCCUCUGGAAUCCUACCAAGUGGCCCCUUCUCCAGUCACCACCACCACUAGUGCAAGUCAAUCUUCCAAGAAGCCUAGCACCACAAGAUCAUUAGACUCCACCCCCAGUCUGAGAGACCUGACAGUGUUCAAGACCAGAUCGGGAGAAAAGAUUGAGAUCAUCAAGUCCCUGGCCCCAGAGUGGAAGUCAUUUGGUGUCCACCUCAACUUUGACGACAUGGGGUCCCAGCUGUCACUCAUUGAGGCUCAGCACGGCCAGAGUAACCCACAGAGCUGCUGCCGGGACAUGAUGAUCCACUGGCUGCUGGGGAAUGGGGAGGGGCCCACCACCUGGAGAACUCUGCUGGCCCUGCUGGAGGAUAGCGAGAGGGCCUACCUCGCUGAUUGCAUCAGGAGAGAACUGAUAGCUCACUAACAUAGUCACUGCUGGCACUUUCAUGACAUACAUCAUGCCAUACAUUAUGCAAUAGGAAGCUGCUGUUUUUUUGACACAAUUAUUGUAGACGCCAAUAUGUUUGCUCAGCUAAAGUCAUAUUCCAGUUGCCCAUAGGGUAGCUAUAUAUCUUUGUAUGAUGACUGAAAGUAAGAUCAAAGGAAUUCCAGCU
Geodia barretti is the source of this 2162-nucleotide messenger RNA. NCBI's taxonomy places the organism in Eukaryota, Metazoa, Porifera, Demospongiae, Tetractinellida, Geodiidae. The record is from the annotation of a GenBank genome assembly.